This is a messenger RNA of Andrographis paniculata, 2728 nucleotides long. RefSeq names its product CLP protease regulatory subunit CLPX3, mitochondrial. Bases 319 to 2490 code for a protein of 723 amino acids. Gene Ontology annotation, cellular component: mitochondrial matrix. Gene Ontology annotation, molecular function: ATP-dependent protein folding chaperone; ATP binding; ATP hydrolysis activity. The record is from RefSeq and is a predicted model, not a curated record. Lineage: Eukaryota; Viridiplantae; Streptophyta; Magnoliopsida; Lamiales; Acanthaceae. The transcript has 15 exons. Gene Ontology annotation, biological process: protein catabolic process; proteolysis; protein folding.
AACAGAGGUGCUACUGCUGAUAUGCCAUAUGGGCCAUCCUUCGCUCCUACCGGCCUACGGAUGCUCUCGUACUUCCAUCUCUCGUGCCCGCCCACCCACGCCCGCUUUUUGCGUAUAAACAUCGCUUUUUACCUUGCAUAAAACUCAGGCACCCCCGCAAUUCCUUCCACAAUUCCUGUUUUUUCUGGAUAACAAAAUUAUUAGAAAUCCAUUGACACGCAUCUCGAAUUUUCCUAAUCCAAACAAACAAUCGGUUGCUCCGCAGUAUCUUCUAUUCAGGGGCGCAAUUUUUUUAAAUUUAGAUUUACAAUAAUAGAUAUGUCGGGAGUUUGGCGAUGGAUAAAAUUAAAAGAGAUAGCUUUGGAGGCGUCGAGAGGGGGUCAUGGUUGGCGGAGGUGGAACCAUCGCCAGGUGCAGAAGAGGCGCCUGGUGAAUUGCUUGCACCUGGAGCCUUUUUUGAAGCGAAGGGGGGGCUUUAUUGUAGUGCAGGAGAGGCACAAGUGGGACCAUAGCGGCAAUGGCAACGGUAAUGGCAAUGGCAACGGCAACGAGUACCACCACAGUACGCGAAGAAUUAGGGCGGAGGCGAAUUGUCCUCGUUGCACUAAGCAAAUGGAUCUCCUUUUCACCAACCGGCCGCACCACCUUAUUCCUCCAUCUUCGUCCAAUCCCAAUCUCGAUGUGCUCGAUGGCGAUGCCUCUGCUCAUCCUACAUUCCCCGCCAAUGACAUCGUUGACCAUAAUAGCAAUAGCAAGAAACACAGGAACAAUAUUUCAUCUACCAGCAGUAAUGAAUCUAACAAAGAUGCAGGUGGGGGAGGAGGAGGAGGCAAUGGUUUCCAGGCCGUAAAUCUUUGCCCCAAUUGCAAGACAGCCUAUUACUUCAGGCCUUUCCGGAUGUCCCCUCUUCAGGGAAGCUUCAUUGAGAUUGGCAGGGUGAAAAACAAGAGCUCUAAUUCCAACGAGAAGUUGCCGCUGGAUCCUCAAGACCACGGGAAGAGGCUUCAGCAAUCCUUCUGGGAGACCUUGAGGUCAUACGGCAGUGAGCCACCUGAGAACUGGGCUCCAACCCAACCACCAUCAGGGAAUGGAAUUGCAGUGCAUACCCCACCUGGUCCACCUUUUGCUCCGGGUGUAAAUGUUGUUCGAGCAUCAGGUCCUGCGGGAAAUGGAGGUGAUGGUAGCAGUAGCAGUCGUAGUGGUGCGAGCAAUGAAGCCAAGAGCGCUUGGGGUGGAUCUAAUCUUGGAAAAAAUUUGCCCACACCAAAGGAGAUCUGCAAGGGACUGGAUAAAUUUGUUAUUGGCCAGAACCGUGCUAAAAAGGUGCUUUCAGUGGCUGUAUACAACCAUUACAAAAGGAUUUAUAAUGCUUCAAUGCAGAAGGGGUCAGAAGCUGAAUCGCAGAAAUUAGAUGAUGACAGUGAUGUAGACCUGGAAAAGAGCAAUGUGCUUUUGAUGGGUCCAACAGGAUCAGGGAAAACACUACUUGCAAAAACUCUUGCUCAAUUUGUGAAUGUACCAUUUGUCAUGGCCGAUGCAACUACUUUAACACAGGCUGGUUAUGUUGGUGAAGAUGUUGAAUCGAUAUUGUACAAAUUACUUACGGCUGCUGAGUUUAAUGUGCAAGCUGCACAACAAGGGAUGGUGUACAUAGAUGAAGUUGAUAAGAUAACUAAAAAGGCUGAAAGCUUAAACAUCAGCAGAGAUGUUUCUGGUGAGGGUGUCCAGCAGGCACUGCUGAAAAUGCUUGAAGGGACGAUAGUAAAUGUUCCUGAAAAAGGUGCAAGAAAGCACCCACGGGGUGAUAAUAUUCAGAUAGAUACUAAAGAUAUUCUCUUUAUAUGUGGUGGGGCAUUUGUUGAUUUAGAGAAGACUAUUUCUGAAAGACGGCAAGAUUCUUCAAUUGGCUUUGGAGUUCCAGUGCGUGCUAGCAUGAGGGCAGGUGGGGUGAUUGAUGCUGCUAUAACAUCCUCUCUUCUUGAAUCUGUUGAAAGUAGUGAUCUCAUUGCAUAUGGCCUCAUACCUGAAUUCAUCGGGCGCUUUCCUAUUUUGGUUAGUUUGUCAGCUCUAACCGAAAACCAAUUAGUCCAGGUCCUUAUGGAACCCAAAAAUGCUCUUGGCAAGCAGUAUAGGAAGUUAUUUAACAUGAAUAAUGUGAAGCUUCAUUUUACCAAGAAAGCCUUACAACUGAUUUCCAAUAAAGCAAUGACGAAAAACACAGGUGCUAGAGGCUUAAGAACCAUACUGGAGAGUCUUCUUACAGAUGCAAUGUAUGAGAUUCCAGAUGUGAAGGAGGGAAAAGAUAGAGUGAAUGCUGUGGUGGUUGAUGAAGAAUCUGUUGGUGGAAUAGAUGCUCCGGGAUGUGGGGCCAAAGUACUUCGUGGAGAGGGUGCUCUGGAGAGAUACCUUGCCAAGAAACGUGAAGGUGCAGCCGAAGCAGAGGUUCAGGAAGCUGAAUUGGAUGUCUCCUCGACAGCAAUGAGCAUAUAGCAUAUGUAAUUGUAAUAAUAGCUCUUUCCCUGUAAAGCUUAUUCAUUCACGAAGUAUAGAUAAGUUAAGUCAUCUUUUAUAAGUAGAAGAAGAUACAUCCGUUGGGGGGAGGAAGAGGGAUACACAUCUCCAUCUGUAUGCAUUCAUUCACUACAAUGUUCCUUCUAUUUUGGACCAUUUAAUUUAUGAUAACCCUUAUCAAUCAACCUUCUUAAUCAUGGAAUCUUCGUUUGUUCCC